AUGAAUGUCGUUCAAAACCCCGUCGAUGCCAUCGAGGAUUACACUCCAUUCAGAAGCAUUCAACUCCCAGCAUCUUUGAUUCUGGGAGCUGCUUUAAACGCUUUAGGUAUGUCUCUCAUCUGCUCCUUCGUGAUUCAGCGUAUCAAGAUCCAGGGAAAACAAACGAAGCGAGGUGGCACAACAACAGAGUUGAGAAUAUUCAGAAGCGACGAUGCUAAUAAAACACCGAACCUUAAAGCCUGGGGCACAAUCUUACUUCGCGAACGAAAAAUAGGCCGACGAGUUGACAACCUCGAGCCUCGUAUCGAUAACCUUGAACCUCGACUUGCAGCCGUCGAGCACGAACUUCAAGAACACGUGGAACUCGAAGCACCUGAGUACAAGCAGGAGACGAACCUAGACUGGCAUGAUGACAGCGGGAAGUUAAAAAGCGUGAAGCGAAGCGGUUCUGCCGACGAGCUUAAUGUGGCCGAAAAGUUCAACAGAUACUCGGACGACAACAUGCACUCAAAUCCCAAGACGCUCUGCACGACUGCGAGAAGGUCGAAAUAUUUGAAAAUGCAGAUUAGUGCGAUUAAACGAAGAAAACAAGAUACCAUUAAAGAGACUGAAAGCGGCGAUGAGAAAGUUACGCGAUAUGAAAUUAAAUCUGCUGGACUGCUGCGAUGCAGCGUUCAAGAUGCCUGGCUGACUUGGGGAUUCAGAGUCGUUUUCACUGAUAUGGGACCGCUGUUCUUUGCCAGCUUCCUCACCAAUAUUCUCUGGUAA
Molecule: messenger RNA, 768 nt
Organism: Cadophora gregata
Lineage: Eukaryota; Fungi; Ascomycota; Leotiomycetes; Helotiales; Ploettnerulaceae
Exons: 2
Coding region: 1-768 (255 amino acids)
Source: RefSeq, a predicted model, not a curated record